Juglans regia (Persian walnut) is the source of this 666-nucleotide messenger RNA. RefSeq lists its product as uncharacterized. Gene Ontology annotation, molecular function: nucleic acid binding; zinc ion binding. The record is from RefSeq and is a predicted model, not a curated record. The coding region runs from base 1 to 666 and encodes 221 amino acids. The transcript has 2 exons. NCBI's taxonomy places the organism in Eukaryota, Viridiplantae, Streptophyta, Magnoliopsida, Fagales, Juglandaceae.
AUGGCUUCUCCCUUCUCUACAGGACGGAGUAAUGCCAAAAGGAGAAUAUUACAAGUACUAGUCAAGGGUAAAGGCAUCAUGCCAGCCCCACCCACUACUCGUAAGAAAUGCAGAACUAUUCAGGGCGGAGAGUGUCUCGUAGAUUUAGGGGUGUGCUUUCAAUGCGGCCAGCCAGUGCACAUGAUUCAGGAGUGCCCCCAGAAUGCACAAGGCAGAAGGAAUGCUCCUAAAAAUUGGUCAAAUCAGAGGCCGCUUGCCCAAGAUUGUGUGUACUGUAUCACCCCUGAAGAGAUAGACAAGGAGAUUCCAGAAGAUGAAGAAACGAGAGUCAUCACUGCUUGUUCUUUGUUUGACUCCGGUGCUAUGAGGCCUUUUGUGUCCAUGGCAUUUGUGCUCGCGUGUAACCUGCCAACCGAAAGAUUACCUCAAGAUGUAAUAGUGUUGAUUCUUGAUAGGAGUACGAUCACCUGCACCCGAGUACUUAGAAACUGCUUGCUAAGCGUAAAUGGAAGAAUAAUGGAAGCCGAUCUAAUCAUCUUCAAUUUAUUAGGGUUCGAUAUUAUACUAGGGAUGGACUGGUUAUCCAAGCACUUUGCUAGGAUAGAUUGCCGAAACAAGGAGAUUAUCUUUGAUCCAUCAGAAGUUGGACAGAUCUGUUAUAUGUGA